This is a messenger RNA of Pelobates cultripes (western spadefoot toad), 3395 nucleotides long. Lineage: Eukaryota; Metazoa; Chordata; Amphibia; Anura; Pelobatidae. The record is from the annotation of a GenBank genome assembly.
AUGCUGAGAUUGGGGGGUCCUCAUACAGCAAGGUACCAUCAAACUCUGUAUUACAGAAGGCUGAAAUUGGGGGUCCUCAUACAGCAAGGUACCAUCAAACCCUGUAUUACAGAAUGCUGAGAUUGGGGGGUCCUCAUACAGCAAAGUACCAUCAAACUCUGUAUUACAGAAGGCUGAAAUUAGGGGUCCUCAUACAGCAAGGUACCAUCAAACCCUGUAUUACAGAAUGCUGAGAUUGGGGGGUCCUCAUACAGCAAGGUACCAUCAAACUCUGUAUUACAGAAGGCUGAAAUUAGGGGUCCUCAUACAGCAAGGUACCAUCAAACCCUGUAUUACAGAAUGCUGAGAUUGGGGGGUCCUCAUACAGCAAGGUACCAUCAAACUCUGUAUUACAGAAUGCUGAGAUUAGGGGGUCCUCAUACAGCAAGGUACCAUCAAACCCUGUAUUACAGAAUGCUGAGAUUAGGGGGUCCUCAUACAGCGAGGUACCCUCAAACCCUGUAUUACAGAAUACUGAGAUUAGGGGGUCCUCAUACAGCAAGGUACCCUCAAACCCUGUAUUACAGAAUGCUGAGAUUAGGGGGUCCUCAUACAGCAGGUGCUAUCACACCCUGUAUUACAGAAUGCUGAGAUUAGGGGGUCCUCAUACAGCAGGUGCUAUCACACCCUGUAUUAGAGAAUGCUGAGAUUAGGGGAUCCUCAUACAGCAAGGUACCCUCAAUCCUUGUAUUACAGAAUGCUGAGAUUAGGGGGCCCUCAUACAGCGAGGUACCCUCAAACCCUGUAUUACAGAAUGCUGAGAUUGAGGGGUCCUCAUACAGCAAGGUACCAUCAAACUGUGUAUUACACAAUGCUGAGAUUGAGGGGUCCUCAUACAGCGAGGUACCAUCAAACCCUGUUUUACAGAAUGCUGAAAUUAGGGGGUCCUCAUACAGCAAGGUACCAUCAAACUGUGUAUUACACAAUGCUGAGAUUGAGGGGUCCUCAUACAGCGAGGUACCAUCAAACCCUGUAUUACAGAAUGCUGAGAUUGGGGGGUCCUCAUACAGCAAGGUACCAUCAAACCUUGUAUUACACAAUGCUGAGAUUGGGGGGUCCUCAUACAGCAAGGUACCAUCAAACCUUGUAUUACAGAAUGCUGAGAUUAGGGGGUCCUCAUACAGCAAGGUACCAUCUGUGGCGAAACCAACCUCGCCACUGUGAACUGGAGAAGCCUGGUUGCUCGCCUGCUCCCUUUGGACUAUGGCCCUGCAGGUUAAACCGUUUAUUUCCCCUGCAGAAAGGCUUAUUUGUGUGAUCUGAGUGCCAUUCAUCUAAUAAUGUGCGCUCAGAUCCCAGCUAUCUGGGGAUAUGUGAAAUGUCUGUGUGUUAUGUGUAAAAGGUGACUUUAUGUAUUUUAAAGUGUUUUAUGUCUUUUUGCAACCAUGUGCUCAAUGUAGUCUGCCUCUAUCCCUGGAUAAUUGGAUUACUUUCUCCAUUGUGCCCAGGAUAGAGGCCCUGUAAAACCUGCUUGAACCAGAUAGCCAUGCUGGCAGGGGGUUUUAAAAGAUACUUUACUAACUUUUGAACCCCUGGUCUGAUUCGUGCCAUUUUUUAAUAUGUUGUUCCCCUGAAUGGAUUGAUUAUGAAAAUGUAUGUUUUAUGUUUGUGACAUGUAUAUUUUAGAAGUUAUAAAUAUUGUGUAAAAACUGUAUUCCUCUGCCGGUGAUAAUGAGAUUACCCAUUGUGUUCAGUAAUCAUAUCACCUGCAGAGGGGAGGAUUUUGUGUGGGAGUGUCUGGGUGUAUUGUACGGAUUGAUUGGUUGUUUUGUAACGCCCUGUGGGCUGUACUAUGUUUGUGGAUUGGGAAUAAAAGAGACUGUAUGUGACAGUACAGGAGAUUCUGCUUGACCCUCAAACCGAUGUGUCGUCUCGUUUUUGGGGGGAAUUGGAUUGUAUGCUGACUGCCAGGAGUGUAAGCGGAUUGUAUGCUUUUCCUGUUCGGCUGAUUCCAGUGUUCGUGUGUUUCCAGUUCGGGAGUUGGUGAAUUUGUACAGUUUGCAGUUUGGGAGUUUGGUGCUUGCAGUAGCUGCUGGUCUAUGGGAAAGGGGAUUAUCGCCUAAACGGUUUUUAUCCUCUUGUGAGAGAAACGGUCCGUUACACCAUCAAACCCUGUAUUACAGAAUGCUGAGAUUAGGGGGUCCUCAUACAGCAGGUGCUAUCACACCCUGUAUUACAGAAUGCUGAGAUUAGGGGAUCCUCAUACAGCAAGGUACCAUCAAACUGUGUAUUACACAAUGCUGAGAUUAAGGGGUCCUCAUACAGCGAGGUACCAUCAAACCCUGUAUUACAGAAUGCUGAGAUUGGGGGGUCCUCAUACAGCGAGGUACCAUCAAACCCUGUAUUACAGAAUGCUGAGAUUAGGGGGUCCUCAUACAGCAAGGUACCAUCAAACCUUGUAUUACACAAUGCUGAGAUUAGGGGGCCCUCAUACAGCAAGGUACCAUCAAACCUUGUAUUACACAAUGCUGAGAUUGGGGGGUCCUCAUACAGCAAGGUACCAUCAAACCCUGUAUUACACAAUCAAUUAACAAUGAAAUAUUGCCAUUUCCUCAUACAGCAAGGUACCAUCAAACCUUGUAUUACAGAAUGCUGAGAUUAGGGGGUCCUCAUACAGCAAGGUACCAUCAAACCCUGUAUUACAGAAUGCUGAGAUUAGGGGGUCCUCAUACAGCAGGUGCUAUCACACCCUGUAUUACAGAAUGCUGAGAUUAGGGGAUCCUCAUACCGCAAGGUACCAUCAAACUGUGUAUUACACAAUGCUGAGAUUGAGGGGUCCUCAUACAGCGAGGUACCAUCAAACCCUGUAUUACAGAAUGCUGAGAUUGGGGGGUCCUCAUACAGCAAGGUACCAUCAAACCCUGUAUUACAGAAUGCUGAGAUUAGGCAAGGUACCAUCAAACCUUGUAUUAGACAAUGCUGAGAUUGGGGGGUCCUCAUACAGCAAGGUACCAUCAAACCUUGUAUUACACAAUGCUGAGAUUGGGGGGUCCUCAUACAGCAAGGUACCAUCAAACCUUGUAUUACACAAUGCUGAGAUUAGGGGGUCCUCAUACAGCAAGGUACCAUCAAACCUUGUAUUACACAAUGCUGAGAUUGGGGGGUCCUCAUACAGCAAGGUACCAUCAAACCUUGUAUUACACAAUGCUGAGAUUGGGGGGUCCUCAUACAGCAAGGUACCAUCAAACCCUGUAUUACAGAAUGCUGAGAUUGGGGGGUCCUCAUACAGCAAGGUACCAUCAAACUGUGUAUUACACAAUGCUGAGAUUGAGGGGUCCUCAUACAGCAGGUGCUAUCACACCCUGUAUUACAGAAUGCUGAGAUUAGGGGAUCCUCAUACAGCAAGGUACCAUUAA